Molecule: messenger RNA, 6509 nt
Organism: Charadrius vociferus (killdeer)
Lineage: Eukaryota; Metazoa; Chordata; Aves; Charadriiformes; Charadriidae
Gene: TRIP12
Product: thyroid hormone receptor interactor 12
Exons: 42
Coding region: 50-6169 (2039 amino acids)
Biological process (GO): protein polyubiquitination; regulation of double-strand break repair; DNA damage response
Cellular component (GO): nuclear speck
Molecular function (GO): ubiquitin protein ligase activity; zinc ion binding
Source: RefSeq, a predicted model, not a curated record
UGAAUGAUAGUGUCUAGAAAGGGUAUGUCCCUUCAGGAGAGAGGUGCCAAUGUCCAACCGGCCUAAUAACAAUCCAGGGGGGUCACUGCGACGUUCACAGAGGAACACUGCUGGGGCCCAGCCACAAGACGACGCAGUAGGAGGAAGGUCACACUUAGGGCAGGCAAAACAUAAGGCACAUAGCCCUCCUGAGAAUAGAAAAUCUAUUUCAAAGACACCCAAAGUGCAGUCUAAUACUACUUCUGAGCAGUCCAAGGGACACUUUUCUAAAAGAGGCUGUAGUUCAUCUGCUGUUUUAAUACCACAAGAAGAAGAUCCGGAGAGAGUCAAUACUUCAGAAAAGCAAAAAACGGGGCAAGUGCCUAAGAAAGACAAUUCUCGAGGAGUUAAACGCAGUGCUAGUCCAGAUUACAGGAGGACCAAUUCUCCUAGCUCUGCUAAAAAACCCAAAGCACUUCAACACACUGAAACUUCCUUGGAGACUAAUAAGCCACAUACUAAAACUAAGAGAAGACACUUAGACCAAGAACAGCCGAAGUCUACACAAUUGCCAUCAACAAGCAAGGCUCACACCAGAAAGGGUGGAGCUGCUGGUAGCUCCCGAAGUCAGAAAAGGAAAAGGACAGAGAGUCUGUCUUGUAUAAAGAGUGGUUCAGCAGUUGAAUCAACUGGCGCUGAAGAGAAGUCAGCAAAACUCUCCAAGCUGGCUUCAAAAUCGGUGACCUCAGCCAAAGCUGGGUGUAGCACCAUCACUGAUUCUUCUUCUUCAGCUUCUACAUCAUCCUCCUCUUCUGCUGUUGCCUCUGCUUCUUCUACUGUUCCUCAGGGUGCCAGAGUGAAACAGGGAAAGGACCAGAAUAAGGCUAGACGUUCCCGUUCUGCAUCCAGCCCCAGUCCAAGAAGGAGUAGCAGGGACAAAGAACCAAGUAAAACAAGUGGCUCUUCAAAGUUUGACUGGGCUGCUCGAUUCAGCCCAAAAGUUAGUCUGCCUAAAACAAAACUGUCUCUACCAGGCUCUUCCAAGUCAGAGACAUCAAAACCUGGACCUUCAGGACUACAGGCUAAGCUAGCAAGUCUAAGAAAAUCUACAAAGAAGCGUAGUGAGUCACCACCUGCUGAGCUCCCCAGUUUGCGGCGGAGCACACGGCAAAAGACCACGGGCUCCUGUGCUAGCACCAGUCGGCGAGGCUCUGGCCUGGGCAAAAGAGGAGCAGCUGAAGCUCGCCGACAGGAGAAGAUGGCUGAUCCUGACAACAACCAGGAUGGUGUUAACUCUUCAGCUGCACGUACAGAUGAGGCUCCCCAGGGAGCUGCAGCUUCUAGUUCUGUUGCUGGGGCUGUAGGUAUGACAACCUCUGGAGAAAGUGAGUCAGAUGAUUCUGAGAUGGGAAGACUACAAGCUCUAUUAGAGGCUAGGGGUCUUCCUCCUCACCUGUUUGGCCCUCUUGGUCCUCGGAUGUCGCAGCUCUUCCACAGGACAAUUGGAAGUGGAGCUAGUUCUAAAGCCCAACAGCUUUUACAAGGUCUCCAAGCCACUGAUGAAAGUCAGCAACUACAGGCAGUGAUUGAGAUGUGCCAGCUGUUGGUCAUGGGAAAUGAAGAAACACUGGGAGGAUUUCCAGUCAAGAGUGUUGUACCAGCUUUGAUAACGCUGCUGCAGAUGGAGCACAACUUUGACAUUAUGAACCAUGCGUGUCGGGCCUUAACAUAUAUGAUGGAAGCACUUCCCAGAUCAUCUGCUGUAGUGGUAGAUGCAAUUCCUGUCUUCUUGGAAAAGCUGCAAGUUAUUCAAUGCAUAGAUGUGGCAGAGCAGGCGCUUACAGCCCUGGAGAUGUUAUCACGCAGGCAUAGUAAAGCCAUUCUGCAGGCAGGUGGGUUGGCAGACUGUUUGCUGUAUCUGGAAUUCUUCAGUAUAAAUGCACAGAGAAAUGCACUAGCUAUUGCUGCCAACUGCUGCCAGAGUAUAACACCUGAUGAGUUUCACUUUGUGGCAGACUCUUUGCCACUGCUUACACAAAGGUUAACACAUCAGGACAAAAAGUCUGUUGAAAGCACUUGUCUCUGUUUUGCACGGCUAGUGGACAACUUCCAGCAUGAGGAGAACUUGCUCCAGCAGGUUGCUUCUAAGGACUUGUUAACAAAUAUCCAGCAACUCUUGGUAGUGACGCCUCCUAUCCUGAGCUCAGGAAUGUUCAUCAUGGUGGUGCGCAUGUUUUCCUUAAUGUGCUCCAAUUGUCCUACACUUGCAGUCCAACUUAUGAAGCAAAAUAUUGCAGAAACGCUUCACUUCCUCCUUUGUGGAGCCUCAAAUGGGAGCUGUCAAGAACAAAUUGACCUUGUUCCACGAAGUCCUCAAGAACUUUAUGAGCUUACUUCUCUUAUCUGUGAACUGAUGCCUUGCCUGCCAAAAGAGGGAAUCUUUGCUGUUGAUACUAUGCUAAAGAAAGGAAAUGCGCAAAAUACAGAUGGUGCGAUAUGGCAAUGGCGAGAUGACAGGGGCCUCUGGCAUCCCUAUAACAGGAUUGAUAGUCGAAUAAUAGAGCAAAUAAAUGAGGAUACUGGAACAGCACGUGCCAUUCAGCGAAAACCAAACCCUUUAGCCAAUACAAACACUAGUGGACAUUCAGAACUGAAGAAGGAUGAUGCUCGAGCGCAACUAAUGAAAGAGGACCCAGAACUAGCAAAAUCCUUUAUCAAAACAUUGUUUGGUGUUCUUUAUGAAGUAUAUAGUUCUUCAGCUGGACCUGCUGUUAGACACAAGUGCCUUAGAGCAAUUCUUAGGAUAAUUUAUUUUGCUGAUGCUGAACUUCUGAAGGAUGUGCUGAAAAACCAUGCUGUUUCAAGUCAUAUUGCCUCCAUGCUGUCGAGUCAAGACCUUAAGAUAGUAGUUGGAGCCCUGCAGAUGGCAGAGAUUUUAAUGCAAAAGCUACCUGACAUUUUUAGUGUUUACUUCAGAAGAGAAGGGGUGAUGCAUCAAGUGAAAAACUUAGCAGAGUCUGAGGCUUUGCUAACAAGCCCACCGAAAGUAUGCACUAAUGGAUCAGGAACGCUGGGUACCGCAACAACAAUAAGUACUGGAACAGCCAUCGCUGCCAGUAAUGCAGCUGCUGAUUUGGGCUCUCCCAGCUUACAACACAGCCGGGAGGAUUCUUUGGAUUUGAGCCCACAGGGACGACUGAGCGAUGUUCUGAAGAGAAAAAGACUGCCAAAACGAGGGCCAAGGAGACCAAAAUACUCUCCCCCAAGAGAUGAUGACAAAGUAGACAAUCAAGCUAAAAGCCCUACAACUACUCAAUCUCCUAAAUCUUCCUUCUUGGCAAGUUUAAAUCCCAAAACGUGGGGAAGAUUAAGCACACAGUCCAACAGUAAUAAUACUGAACCAGCAAGAGCAGCAGGAGUAAGUGGUCUUGCAAGGGCUGCUUCCAAGGAUACCAUUUCCAAUAACAGAGAAAAAAUUAAGGGCUGGAUUAAGGAGCAAGCCCAUAAAUUUGUAGAACGUUAUUUUAGUUCUGAAAACAUGGAUGGAAGCAAUCCUGCACUAAAUGUAUUACAGAGACUUUGCACUGCAACUGAACAACUCAACCUCCAGGUGGACGGUGGAACAGAGUGCCUUGUAGAAAUCCGUAGCAUUGUCUCGGAGUCUGACGUCUCCUCAUUUGAAAUCCAGCAUAGUGGGUUUGUUAAGCAACUGCUGCUUUAUUUGACAUCUAAAAGUGAGAAAGAUGCUGUAAGCAGGGAUAUCAGAUUGAAAAGAUUUCUUCAUGUAUUUUUUUCUUCUCCACUUCCUGGAGAAGAACCCCUUGGAAGAUUAGAGCCAUUAGAAAAUGCACCUUUGUUGGCAUUAGUCCAUAAAAUGAACAAUUGCCUCAGUCAGAUGGAACAGUUUCCUGUUAAAGUGCAUGACUUCCCAAGUGGAAAUGGAACAGGGAGCAGUUUUUCUCUUAACAGAGGAUCCCAAGCUUUAAAAUUCUUCAAUACACAUCAAUUAAAAUGCCAACUGCAAAGACAUCCAGACUGCGCUAAUGUGAAACAGUGGAAAGGUGGACCUGUGAAGAUUGAUCCUCUGGCUUUGGUACAAGCCAUUGAAAGAUAUCUUGUAGUUAGAGGCUAUGGAAGAGUUAGAGAAGAUGAUGAGGAUAGUGAUGAUGAUGGGUCAGAUGAAGAAAUAGAUGAAUCUUUGGCUGCUCAAUUCUUAAAUUCAGGGAAUGUGAGACAUAGACUGCAGUUUUACAUUGGAGAUCACUUACUGCCAUACAAUAUGACUGUGUAUCAAGCAGUUAGGCAGUACAGUUUGCAAGCUGAGGAGGAGAGGGAGUCUACAGAUGAUGAAAGCAACCCAUUAGGAAGAGCUGGGAUUUGGACAAAAACGCAUACCAUUUGGUACAAACCUGUGCGAGAGGAUGAAGAUGGUAGUAAGGACUGUGUUGGUGGUAAAAGAGGAAGAGCACAAACUGCUCCCACGAAAACCUCCCCUAGAAAUUCUAAAAAACAUGAUGAAUUGUGGCAUGACGGUGUAUGCCCUUCGGUAUUAAAUCCUCUAGAAGUUUACCUCAUAUCUACUCCACCUGAAAACAUAACAUUUGAAGAUCCCUCAUUAGACGUUAUUCUUCUUUUGAGAGUUUUACAUGCUAUCAGUCGAUACUGGUAUUACUUGUAUGAUAAUGCAAUCUGCAAGGAGAUUAUUCCAACCUCAGAGUUUAUCAACAGUAAACUGACAGCAAAAGCAAACAGGCAGCUUCAGGAUCCUUUGGUAAUUAUGACAGGAAACAUACCAACUUGGCUGACAGAACUUGGAAAAACAUGCCCAUUUUUCUUUCCAUUUGAUACCCGUCAAAUGCUGUUUUAUGUAACUGCUUUUGAUCGUGAUCGAGCCAUGCAAAGACUGCUGGAUACUAAUCCAGAAAUCAAUCAAUCAGAUUCUCAGGAUAGCAGAGUGGCACCGCGACUGGACAGGAAAAAACGCACUGUGAACAGAGAUGAGCUGUUGAAACAGGCAGAAUCUGUGAUGCAGGAUCUAGGCAGUUCAAGAGCCAUGUUGGAAAUCCAGUAUGAGAAUGAAGUUGGCACAGGCCUAGGCCCCACACUAGAGUUCUAUGCACUUGUAUCUCAGGAACUACAGAGAGCAGACUUGGGCCUUUGGAGGGGAGAAGAAGUGACUUUAGCCAAUCCAAAAGGAAGCCAGGAAGGUACCAAAUACAUCCAUAACCUUCAAGGCCUUUUUGCACUUCCUUUUGGUAGAACAGCCAAGCCAGCUCACAUUGCAAAAGUUAAAAUGAAGUUCCGCUUUCUGGGAAAACUAAUGGCCAAGGCAAUCAUGGAUUUUAGACUGGUGGACCUUCCUCUUGGACUUCCUUUUUAUAAAUGGAUGCUACGACAGGAAACUUCCUUGACAUCACAUGACUUGUUCAGUAUUGAUCCAGUAGUAGCCAAAUCAAUAUAUCACCUUGAAGAUAUUGUAAGACAAAAGAAAAGACUUGAACAGGACAAAACACAGACCAAAGAAAGUCUACAGUAUGCAUUGGAGGCUCUGACUAUGAAUGGCUGCUCAGUGGAAGAUUUAGGACUGGACUUCACACUUCCUGGGUUUCCUAAUAUAGAACUGAAAAAAGGGGGGAAAGAUACACCAGUCACCAUCCACAAUUUAGAGGAGUAUCUCAGAUUGGUUAUAUUCUGGGCACUAAAUGAAGGUGUUGCCAGACAGUUUGACUCAUUCAGAGAUGGAUUUGAAUCAGUCUUCCCCCUCAGUCAUCUUCAGUACUUCUAUCCUGAGGAGUUGGAGCAGCUCUUGUGUGGCAGCAAAACGGACACUUGGGAUGCAAAGACUUUAAUGGAAUGUUGCAGGCCAGAUCACGGUUAUACACAUGACAGUCGAGCAGUGAAGUAUCUCUUUGAAAUUCUCAGUAGCUUUGAUAGUGAGCAGCAGAGACUGUUUCUUCAGUUUGUGACGGGUAGCCCCAGACUACCUGUAGGAGGCUUUCGAAGUUUGAAUCCUCCAUUGACAAUUGUACGCAAGACAUUUGAGUCCACAGAGAAUCCGGAUGAUUUCUUGCCCUCAGUAAUGACUUGUGUGAACUAUCUCAAAUUGCCGGACUAUUCAACUAUUGAGAUAAUGCGUGAAAAACUCUUGAUAGCUGCAAGAGAAGGGCAGCAGUCAUUCCAUCUUUCCUGAUCACAAUGAAAAAUGCAAUGUCUGCCUGUUACAGCAAAAGAGAAACUCAUGAUUCUUUUCUAAAUAUAUCACCUGAGUCAAGGAAACGUGUUACGCCUUCUUGUUGUAGAAAAACGGCUUGCAGAUUAUAAACAAAGACACUUGGUUGAUAUUCAUUAAAGGCCCCUAUGGACUUAAAGUGAUCAGGCCCUAAAAGUUGUUGUGACAAGGUUUCUUUAGCAAGUUCUUGUUUAAAUUAUCAUUUAUUUGAUGAGUGAAGUUUUUAACUUGCUUUGCUGUGUGAAAUUUAAAAAGGGAUGUUUUUCCAGGCUGGAACAAUAAAUGUCGCUGUGCAGUUUAA